Molecule: messenger RNA, 2933 nt
Organism: Ricinus communis (castor bean)
Lineage: Eukaryota; Viridiplantae; Streptophyta; Magnoliopsida; Malpighiales; Euphorbiaceae
Product: pentatricopeptide repeat-containing protein At2g15820, chloroplastic
Exons: 2
Coding region: 140-2647 (835 amino acids)
Biological process (GO): Group II intron splicing; mRNA cis splicing, via spliceosome; photosystem I assembly
Molecular function (GO): endonuclease activity; protein binding
Source: RefSeq, a predicted model, not a curated record
AAAGGGUAGAGGACAAAAUGUCAACAUGAAAAUCGAUUCAAUUACGGGUUCGGGCAAACCUCGCCCCACCAAGUGUACAUUUCUAAACCCCCAAAAUCAAUUCCCCUAUCCUCGCCGGUGAUAAUUAAACCCAAUAGCCAUGCUCCUUGGCACUGGCAGAGCCCAACAGCACUUCCCUUCAACACUCACCGUUCUCCACAAUAAACCCUUCCUAAACCCUACCCCUAACUUUAACUCUAACAAGACAACCCUCACUCCCCCUAUGCGCACUUCCCUCUUGUCUUUCUCGUCUAUUUCUCUCCUCCGUUCUCUCACUCUCUCCCUCUCUCGCCAUCAUCACUGCUACCAACACCGCCCGUUUCUUCGCACUCUACACAUUUCUCCGAAUAAACAUAAAAAAACUUCCUCAUUUUGUACUCUAAGCUCUUUCAAUACUUCUGCCGAACAGUUGGCAUGCGAGUCACUAUCUCCUUCAAAAAAUGAAGAGAAAUGGGAUAUUUCUAGCUACAAUGAUAAUGAACACGAAAUCUUUAAGUUCGAUGGUGAUUCCGGGGCGGGUGUUGAUUUAAAGCACUUGGAUACGCCGGCGUUGGAAGUGAAGGAGUUGCAAGAAUUGCCGGAGCAAUGGAGGCGAGCGAGAUUGGCUUGGUUGUGUAAACAGUUGCCGGCGCAUAAAGCCGGGACUUUGGUGAAAAUACUUAAUGCCCAGAAGAAGUGGAUGAGACAAGAAGAUGCUACUUAUAUUGCUGUUCAUUGCAUGCGCAUUCGCGAAAAUGAGGCUGGGUUUAGGGUAUAUAAAUGGAUGAUGCAGCAACACUGGUAUCGAUUUGAUUUUGGGUUGGCUACAAAGCUAGCAGACUACAUGGGGAAGGAGCGGAAGUUUGCUAAGUGUAGGGAGAUUUUUGAUGAUAUCAUUAAUCAGGGACGUGUGCCUAGCGAGUCCACUUUUCACAUUUUGAUCAUUGCAUAUCUUAGCGCGCCAGUUCAAGGUUGCCUGGAGGAAGCAUGUACCAUAUACAAUCGUAUGAUUCAGUUAGGAGGUUACCAGCCACGGCUGAGUUUGCACAAUUCUCUCUUUAGAGCCCUUGUGAGCAAACCAGGAGGAUUUGCAAAACAUUAUCUUAAGCAAGCUGAAUUUAUUUAUCAUAAUUUGGUGACAUCUGGACUUGAGAUACAGAACGACAUUUAUGGGGGACUAAUUUGGCUACACAGCUAUCAGGACAACAUUGAUAAAGUAAGGAUUGCAUCAAUAAGGGAAGAGAUGAAGCAAGCAGGAAUAAUGGAAGGCAGGGAAAUUCUUUUGUCCAUUAUGAGAGCUUGUUCGAAGGAGGGUGAUGUGGAGGAAGCAGAAAGAACGUGGCUCAAACUCCUCCAAGUUGAUGGUGGUCUCCCCACACAAGCUUUUGUCUAUAGAAUGGAAGUCUUUGCAAAGCUUGGAGAGCAUAUGAAAUCUUUGGAGACAUUCAGGGAAAUGCAGGAACUUUUGGGUUCCUCUAGCAUUGCAGCAUAUCAUAAAAUCAUAGAGGUGGUAAGUCAAGCUCAAGAAGUGGAAUUGGCAGAAUCACUAAUGCAGGAAUUCAUUAAGAGUGGUCUGAAGCCCCUCAUGCCAUCUUUUACCGAUCUAAUGAAUAUGUACCUUAAUUUAAAUUUACAUGAAAAAUUGGAGUCCACCUUCUUUGCAUGCCUGGAGAACUGUCGACCAAACCGGAAUAUUUAUAAUGUAUACUUGGAUUCUUUAGUCAAAGUUGGUAAUCUUGACAAGGCAGAAGAGGCCUUCAACAAUAUGUGUAGUAAUGAAGCGGUUGGUGUCAACAUAAGAUCAUGCAAUACCAUUCUAAGAGGAUACCUCUCUUCUGGAGACUAUGUGAAGGCAGAGAAGAUAUAUGAUCUGAUGUGCCAGAAGAAAUAUGAUAUCGAACCCUCACUAAUGGAAAAACUUGAUUAUGUGCUGAGUUUGAGCAGGAAAGUGGUUAAGAAGCCUCUAAGCCUCAAGCUAAGCAAAGAUCAAAGAGAAAUUUUAGUGGGAUUGCUGUUAGGUAGUUUGCGAGUUGAAUCAGAUGACAAUAGGAAGAAACACAUGAUUCGGUUUGAGUUCAAUGAAAAUUCUAGCACGCAUGCCAUUUUGAGGAGACAUCUAUAUGACAAGUACCAUGAGUGGUUACAUCCUUCCUGUAAGCUUAGUGAUGGCAGCGAUGGUGCUUCUUACAGAUUUUCUACCAUCUCGCACUCUUAUUUUAGUUUCUAUGCCGAGCAGUUUUGGCCAAAAGGUCAGCCCAUGAUACCAAAGCUAAUUCAUCGGUGGUUGUCGCCACAAGUUCUUGCCUUCUGGUACAUGUAUGCAGGCCACAGAACCUCUUCAGGGGAUAUUUUGUUGAAGCUGAAAGGAAGUAGGGAGGGUGUAGAAAAGGUUUUCAAAACAUUGAAAUCAAAAUCUCUCAACUGCAAGGUGAAAAGAAAAGGAAGAGUUUUCUGGAUAGGCUUUCUGGGAAAUGAUUCUGUAUGGUUUUGGAAACUGGUGGAACCCUACAUUUUGGAUGACUUGAAACUUUUUCUAAAAGCAGGUGAUCAGACUUUGGAGUAUAGUGCAGAAAAUAUAAAUUUUGAUAGCGGUUCUGAUUCUGAAUACAGUGAUGAUCAUAAUUCAUAGGUAGGGUUUCUUUUGUGAGUGUGUUCUUGCGCAUAGGGUCGUUCAGCACAUCCAUUGACAAAGAUUCAUGAGUCAGGUCCUUCUGUGCUUAUCAAGUAGUUUAGAGUUGUACAUUUUAAUGUUAGUACGAAGUGUAGUUAUGUGAUUAAACAAGUUGACAAAAACAAUGUCAAAGAAAUGCAUCCCAAAAUAGAUCUUCUUUUUCUAGUCCUCUUAAUAUAUUCGGGCAUCCUCCAAAAGAAAAACACAAUAAAUUCCUCCAACGAACUGGAAGUCCUCUUUAAGA